AACUGACAUAAAUCCCCUGUUACUUUAUUUAGAUCUGGACUUGUGGUGGCUUCAACGUCUUCCUAAGGUCUUUUCCCAAGCUCUCAGAGGAAGACAAUGCCAAUGAGAAUGGGAUGGGCGUGCCCGGGAGCGACUAUGACUGCAGCUGUGAGCGCGUGGUGAUCAACGUGAGCGGUCUCCGGUUCGAGACGCAGCUGAAAACCCUCAACCAGUUCCCCGAUACGUUGCUUGGCAAUCCUCAAAAGCGAAACCGCUAUUACGACCCACUUCGCAACGAGUAUUUCUUUGACAGGAAUCGACCCAGUUUUGACGCAAUCUUGUAUUUCUACCAGAGCGGCGGCCGGUUACGGAGGCCCGUGAACGUUCCCUUGGAUGUGUUCUCAGAGGAGAUCAAGUUUUAUGAGCUGGGAGAGAAUGCCUUUGAGAGGUACAGAGAAGAUGAGGGCUUCAUCAAAGAGGAAGAGAAGCCUUUGCCACAGAAUGAGUUUCAGAGGAGAGUGUGGCUGUUGUUUGAGUACCCUGAGAGCUCAGCGGCUGCCAGGCUCUGCGCCAUCUUCUCUGUAGUCAUUAUCCUUUUGUCCAUUGUUAUAUUCUGUUUGGAGACUUUACCACAAUUCAAGCAUUACAGGGUGGUCAACUCGACGGCCAAUGAUUCGAAAGAGUCCAUUGAGGAGGAUGAUAUUCCAAAGUUCAAUGAGCCCUUCUUCAUCAUUGAGACCUGUUGCAUCAUCUGGUUCACAUUUGAGCUUUUGGUGAGGUUUGCUUCGUGCCCAGAGAAGCUCGGCUUCUUCAAGAACAUCAUGAACUGCAUUGACAUUGUCGCUAUCAUUCCAUACUUCAUCACUCUGGGCACGGUGGUGGCCGACCAGAGCAAGAGCAAUAAUCAAGCCAUGUCUCUGGCCAUCCUCAGGGUCAUCCGAUUGGUCAGGGUCUUCAGGAUAUUCAAACUUUCCAGACACUCGAAAGGCCUUCAGAUCCUAGGCCAGACCCUCAAAGCCAGUAUGCGAGAACUGGGCCUGCUCAUAUUCUUCCUCUUCAUAGGUGUUAUUUUGUUUUCCAGUGCUGUCUACUUUGCCGAGGCUGACGCCGACCAGACCCACUUUAAAAGUAUUCCCGAUGCAUUCUGGUGGGCCGUGGUCACCAUGACGACGGUGGGCUACGGAGACAUGCGGCCGAUCGGGGUGUGGGGCAAGCUGGUUGGCUCUCUGUGCGCCAUCGCUGGCGUGCUCACGAUCGCGCUUCCUGUCCCUGUCAUUGUGUCUAAUUUCAACUAUUUCUACCAUCGAGAAGGGGAGAGCACUGACAAGGGACAGUACAAGCACGUGCAGUCCUGCCCCAACUACCCCGAGAAAAAAGAUUCUUUGGAUUCUGAGUGCGGCUCGGAUAUCAUGGAGAUGGAGGAGGGCAACCACAGCACUCCGCUGACGGAGAAGGUGAAAGAGAACCAUGCAAUCAAGGCCAAUAACCCCGGCAGUGACUACGGGCUGGAGACUGACGUAUGACACAGUGCCUCGCUACAACUUCCAGCAUUGAACGCUCCUUUUGCUAUAGGGAGACCAUUGCGGCAUGACAUGAACUUGCGCUCAUCCGCGCAGACUUUCUGUCGUUCCUCGCAAGAUUCGAGUGAAGAGGAUCUCAGAAUUUUUUCCCAGGUACUUGUUCUGAAAGAAAGGAUGUGCUAAUUGUGAUAGUCACAUGACAUACAUAGGACAAGGGCUGUGCGGUGGUGCGUUAAAGUGGCGGUGGGCAGACGCACAUGGAGAGUUGUCUGCCCCUGUGUCAUGCCUCGGAAUACUCAUCAUUAUGAGAGCUUGUCUCCAUGGUUACCCUGUAAGCAUUCAGAUUUGCAAUUUUUUUCACCCCCCAUACUAGACUUCACCUUCGUAUUGUAUAAAAACAAACAAAAAUCAAACAGUGUGGAUGUUUUUAGCAACUCGAAUUUUCAGGAUUUUUUUGACACUUCACAGUCUGCCAAGUAAAAUUUUCUCACAAUCUUAUGACAAGUUAUGAUGAUUACAUUGCAAAGUGAUGAGAUGAGAGAUGGUUUAGUCUGGCACAUCGAAACUCCGUUAUUCUCAAGGACAAAUAUUUUGUGUUCACCAAGUCUUCUUUGCGGAGGUGGACAGAUGCAGUGAAGACUCUUUAACUGUGACGGUGGUUACACUCAGUUACACUCUUUGUUAUUUAUCGUAUUAGGAUUCUUAGCAUGAAAGGACCUAAUGAGAUAAUAACCUCCACCUCGCCCCACCCCAACGCCCCCACCCCCAACCCCCUGAUCCCCCCCACCCCGGGUGCUCUGCAAAUUGAAACAAUUCUGUAUUGACCUCCUUACCUCGAUCGAUCGCCUGGUUUGUUUAUUUCACAUAUUUGUAUAAAGUGUUCAUUGAUGUUGAUAUAUAAUGCUAUGAUGUUAUUUCUGCGAGAAUCAUGGGAGAAAGAAAAUGUCUGACUGAGCUGACUCUCGAGUGAUGAGUGGGAGAUUUUUUUCCUCUUUCCUUCUGUUUGUGAAGGCGUAGCUGUUGUUGCUGUUGAUGAUGAUGAUGGUGGAGAUUGUCGUGUUUCGAGUGCUUGCCAUUUAUGUACACAUUUUUUAAAAACUUUCUAUAAAUUUCCACCCCUUGAGUGAGGUGUUCUCUUCUCCCUGUGAAGAUUUAUUAUUAUGAUGAUUUUUUUAGAAUUCCAACAUGUGUGAUAGAUACUUUUUCCAAUUGUUUUUUCCCCCCGAAAUCUAAACUGACAAUGCUUGCAUGCAUGCGCCCUCUCAAGCCAAAGAGGUGGUUCAAUGUAUCUCUUGUGAUGGAAGACAGAUGUUCAAAUGUUUAUGAAAUGCUAAGUAGUAGCCACCAAAUGACAAAGCUCAUGUCCGUAGUUUCCCUCGUCAUUUUGGUCGUAUAUAUGUUUGUACAUUUGACGCGUGUUUGUGUGUGUGUGUGUGUGAGUUCCAAGCUGUAGUGUGAAAGUGUAGCUCUAUCUAUGCUCUUGUUGAGAAAUGCUUGGAAUUAUUGCAGAUUUACUUGUGACGACUCAAUCUAUGCACAAACAGUUCAGCCAUCGGGAGAUGUUUGGCCGCUGGAUUUAAUCAAUGUUUCUGUGAUCACAUUUAUUGGAAAGAAUAUUCUCACUCUGUUAUAAUAAUUAUUGUCAGUUCAAUUGUAAGUGAUACUUAAGUCAUUCUCACCUUAACAUGCUGGGCGGAGGUCAGGGGAGAGAACUCUCUUGCUUGGUUUGGAUGAUGGUCCCGCGGCAGUGAAUGGUACGUCUGCGGUGAAAAGUAGAUCUUGAUCUCUCUCGUUGUUCUCCCUCCCCACCCGAGUUUGUGAAAGUCAGCAGCAGAUGGUGGGAAAAGAAAAAUGGUUUGGGGGGGAUUAUAUUUGUUUGUUGGAAA
Molecule: messenger RNA, 3385 nt
Organism: Aplysia californica (California sea hare)
Lineage: Eukaryota; Metazoa; Mollusca; Gastropoda; Aplysiida; Aplysiidae
Product: potassium channel
Exons: 2
Coding region: 114-1502 (462 amino acids)
Biological process (GO): potassium ion transmembrane transport; protein homooligomerization
Cellular component (GO): voltage-gated potassium channel complex; membrane
Molecular function (GO): protein binding; delayed rectifier potassium channel activity
Source: RefSeq, a predicted model, not a curated record